AUGGCUCAUCGCUAUGAUAGUAAUCCCUUCGAUGAAGAAGAAGUCAAUCCCUUCUCUGAACCAGCUGUGAGGGGGAAAACAUCAAGCCAAUCAAGUUAUAGCGGGGGUGCAUUCUACACUGCAAAUCCUGGAAGUGUUGCCCCUUCCACAAAUUCAAGGCUAUCACCUCUUAAUCCUGAACCUGCUGAUUACAACUAUGGCUUUGGUGCAACAGUUGAUAUACCUCUUGAUCCAUCAACGGAUUUGAAAAAGAAGGAAAAGGAACUCCAAGCCAAGGAAGCUGAAUUGAGAAGAAGGGAACAGGAAGUCAGACGGAAAGAAGAAGCUGCUGCACAAGCUGGAAUUGUUCUCGAGGAGAAGAAUUGGCCGCCAUUUUUCCCUAUUAUCCAUCAUGAUAUUGCUAAUGAAAUUCCAAUUCAUCUUCAAAGAUUGCAAUAUGUCGCUUUUACUUCAUUGUUAGGAUUGGCAUUGUGCCUCACAUGGAAUAUUAUAGCUGUCACUGCAGCUUGGAUCAAGGGAGAAGGUGUGAAAAUAUGGUUUCUUGCUAUUAUCUACUUCAUAGCUGGAAUUCCUGGAGCAUAUGUCCUGUGGUAUCGCCCAUUAUACCGUGCUUUUAGGACCGAUAGUGCUUUGAACUUUGGAUGGUUUUUCUUGUUUUACCUGCUUCACCUAGGAUUCUGUAUCUUAGCUGCAGUUGCUCCUCCCAUAGUUUUCAAAGGAAAAUCCUUGACAGGCAUUCUGGCAGCCAUAGAUGUGGUGGGUAACCAUCCAGUGAUUGGAAUUUUGUACUUUGUUGGAUUUGGAUUGUUCUGCAUUGAAACAUUGAUCAGCAUCUGGGUUAUUCAGCAAGUAUACAUGUACUUCCGUGGCAGUGGUAAGGCUGCUGAGGUAAAGCGGGAGGCUGCAAGAGGUGCAAUAAGGGCUGCAAUAUGA
Molecule: messenger RNA, 933 nt
Organism: Sphenostylis stenocarpa
Lineage: Eukaryota; Viridiplantae; Streptophyta; Magnoliopsida; Fabales; Fabaceae
Source: the annotation of a GenBank genome assembly